Pogoniulus pusillus (Red-fronted tinkerbird) is the source of this 3796-nucleotide messenger RNA. RefSeq names its product zinc finger protein OZF-like. Lineage: Eukaryota; Metazoa; Chordata; Aves; Piciformes; Lybiidae. Gene Ontology annotation, cellular component: chromatin; transcription regulator complex; PcG protein complex. Gene Ontology annotation, biological process: regulation of transcription by RNA polymerase II. The record is from RefSeq and is a predicted model, not a curated record. The coding region runs from base 2001 to 3467 and encodes 488 amino acids. Gene Ontology annotation, molecular function: RNA polymerase II cis-regulatory region sequence-specific DNA binding; DNA-binding transcription factor activity, RNA polymerase II-specific. The transcript is spliced from 2 exons.
UGCAGGGCAUUGGCACCAAUGCUACGGCAUCUCGCCAGCCAGCUUAGGAUUGGCUCACCUGAUUCCCUUGAAUAUUCCUUUCUAACCUCCCUGACUACUCUGAGGGGAUCGUUGGAGUCCUGGAUGUCAUCCUUCUCCUCUUCCUCUUGUUGAUCUGUUUGUCCCUGGCCUAGAAACAGAACUUUCCUAAGAGCAUUCUUAAACUCAUUGGAACCAUCCUCUUUCUUGGCAGCCAACCUCACAGCGCUCUUCUCAUCAGAGUACUGGGAUGUGAGCAUGUUUGCCAAAUCUCGGUGACAAUAUGUCUCCUCUUCCUCCUCUUGUUCACCAGAGGUCCCCUCUUGUACGUCCUCUUUUGAAUCACACUUUGUUGAAUGCUGUCUUAGCUUUCGCCUUAGCAGGCACCAAAAGGGCCUGAACUGCAACAGACUUUGAUGAGUCUAUUGGUGGGUUUGAAUUAUUGAGGGUCUGGCCUGAGGCCUGUCAGUUCAGAUCUGCCUUAGAGAUGGAAGGGUCUUGUUGUCUGCUGUCUGGGGAUUCGAACUGGCUGAGUUAGUGUUAUUAGUUGAAGGAACAUCCUGGUUUUGAGUAGUCACCUGUGUUCCUGGGAAUCCUGCCAUGUUAUCAUUCCCACUUAGAACAUUGGCAGCUUUCCCAGAAUCUGGAGAGGGGAGGGUAUUGGUAGCUGUUCCUUGCUGUGCCCAAGUUAUCUUUGUUUUGGUUUCACUGGUACAUUGUUUGUGCAACACUGUCCCUUUCUCUUUCUUUUUAGCUUUCACAGGCACUGCAUUUGAAUUUUUCACACAGAAUGUUAAAAGUAUAAUAAAAUCAGAAAUUACAAGACCUAGGAUCACACAAACCAGAAAUACUACAGUCUGACAUGAACAAAAUCCUGAACAAGGGUCCGGCAUCUCAGUUUUGGGAUGAAUAAUUCUCAUUAGUGCAGUAAAUAAAGCAAAAGAAAUACUUUGAUUGCCUGUAAUAUUACUUGUAAAUACCCCUGUAAUGUUACUGGUAAAACUUUCAGUGACAUUAAAACCAGCAUACCCAAGGAUGAAAUCCCCCCAGCUCUAUAAGACAGAUGUGUGUUUAGGUUUGACCUUCUUAAAAAGUGCAUUAGGCAAGAAAUAACCAAUUUGGGCUUUUGUCCAAUUAUACACAAGAAAACAGAAUAUAUGGCACACAGUAGACCAGCUAAAUAAAAUAGCUGCUUCGUUAGCUUCAUUCUGAUUCCCAGAGUUAAUUAAUAAUCACUCAAAAUGAAUUUGCCCCACGUUGGGCACCAAAUAAAAAGAUGUGAUGGUUUGGAUGUUCCCUGACCCCCCCACUUUAUAAAUCACCCAAACUAGACUCAGCUGGCUCUGGAAAUAUGAAUGAAGCUGUUUAUUUACAGCAGCACAAUAUACAAGCAGAUAUUUACAGUAUAUACAGUUGUAGACAGAAAUAUACAAGGUAAAAGGUAAUACAGAAACACAACUGCCCUCUCAGAAACCUGAGUUCCCAUGAGGGGCUCUCAACCACCCCUCCACCUUCCCCCUGCCCCUCUCAAUCUUACCCCAGUCCCAAGGAAGAAUAGAGGUUCGGCCAGAGGUUAAGAAAGCAAAGUGAGUUAGCCCAAAUGAAGGGUGAGGUUAGGGAGUAAGAUGUUGCUCAUCCAUCAGCCCGAGUGAGAGAAAAAAAUGGCAAGGGUGAUAUCUAAUGUUUUCAUUUCUUGUUCCCAUACUCCUUAGCAAGACUGUGAGUGAAGUAGACAUCACCACUGUUUUCCUUUCACAGCCUAUGAUCUAGUUCUUCUCACCAAAACAUUCUAGCUAGCUUUAAACUAGCACAGUCCUCAGGGCUUCUCUGCCCACCUGUUGAGGAGUGGUCAAUAGAGAGCUGUCCCUGAACUGGCCCCUGCAGGCAGGAGUUGUGUGCAGGGCAGAGCUGAGCAGAGAGUGAGUGGGGUGGGGUCUGUGAGCAGGGCCAGGGAGGAGAUGUUGGGCCAGAGGUGCUAGGAAAUGCAGCUGCAGUCAUCAGAGCCCUGGGCAGGCAGUGGGAGGAGGCUGCAGACAAGGCCUGGUAGAGGCUGUCUGGAGGCAACUGUCAUGUGGUGCUGCCCUGCAGCUGUGUUCUGGGGAUUGCGUGCUGGGCCAGGAGCUGAGUCUGCGCUUGUUCAGCUCUCCUCUGUUCAGCAGCCCUGCCUAUCUGCUGUGCCCAUGGUGCUGGGCUUGGGAGCUGCUUGCUCCAAGCCCAUCUCUGCUGCAUGGUCCUGGGCAGUGCUGACCCACGCCUUGCAGGUAAGCGCAGUGACCUCGUCCCCCACUAGCAUGGCCUCACAGAAGGAUCCAGACAAGCAGCACCCAGGGAGUAAGAUGGCGCAGGCCAAAUGCAGCCUGAAGAAAGAGGAGAAAGAUUUAGAGGAUGACAACAAUGAGGGGCAUGAUGACUGUGAUGAUGUUGAGUAUGAGGAGGAUGAUGAGGGUGAAGAUGACCAAGGUGAGGAGGAGGAAGCCCCCUCUGUGCCAGUCAAACAGCUGACCCAGUGCCCUGACUGUGGCAAGAGCAUCACACGGCCUUACAGCCUCAUUGCCCACCGCCGAAUCCACACUGGUGAGAGGCCCUUCAGCUGUCGUGACUGUGGGAAGAGAUUCACACAGCGCUCAAACCUCAUUAGACACCACAAAACCCACACUGGAAAGAGGCCUUUCAGCUGUGCUGAUUGUGACAAGUGCUUCACACGGCGCUCACACCUCGUUGCCCACCGCCGAAGCCACACUGGUGAGAGGCCCUUCAGCUGUGUUGACUGUGGCAAGAGAUUCACACAGCGCUACCAUCUUACUGUCCACUCUCGAACUCACACUGGCAGGAAACCCUUCAGCUGUUCUGACUGUGGCAAGACAUUUGCACAACGCUCAAACCUCAUUAAACACCACCAAACCCACACUGUUGAGAAGCCUUUCAGCUGUGCUGACUGUGGUGAGAGCUUCACAGUGCACUCAGACCUCAUUAACCACCACCAAAUCCACACCAGAGAGAGGCCUUUCAGCUGUGCUGAAUGCAGCAAGAGUUUCGCUCGCAAGUCUGCCCUCACUCGGCACCGCAGUGUGCACACCACUGAGAAGUCCUUCAGCUGCAGGGACUGCGGCAGGAGUUUCAAAACCAGCCUUGGAAUCACCCUCCACCGCCGCACUCACACCAGAGAGCACCUGUACCCCUGUGCAGAGUGCGGCAAGAGCUUCACCACCAGCUCAUAUUUCAUCCAGCACAGACUCAUCCACAGCGGUGAGAAACCCUACAGCUGCAGGGACUGCGGCAAGAGCUUCACCUGCAGCUCCUCUCUCACCUGGCACUGUCGUCUCCACGGUGGUGAGAAGCCUUUCACCUGCUCCGACUGUGGCAAGAGCUUCAUCCGAAGCAGCUAUCUCAUUUCCCACCACUGCACCCACACUGGGGACCAAGCCACACAGAAGGGGAAGCACAAAUAGCCCCAUCCUGAGUCUGUGGGGGUGAUCGUGCCCCCACCCUGAGAAAGCCUUUCCAGCAGAUUGAACCAAAAUCUCCUCUUUUCCAGCUGCAUUUCUCAGAGCCUGGGGGCUCCAGCAGGAACAAACACCUCCUGCCCUGCUGAGCACCAAUCAGUGCUGCUGAGCAUCAUUACAGUGCUGAGUCAGCACAGCCAGAGCUGCCGUUGGAGCUGGGCUGAGCUGUGCAGGGAUUUGUCUGGUUCUUCCCCCCUAUGCUUUGUGUGUCCCUGGGGUAAAAGCCCCUCUGCCCUGUGCCCAGGUGUGUCAAUAAAAGCCCACAGUGACCCAAA